UGGGGUACAGCUGAGUUGAGGUGCCUUUGGGUGCGAGAGAGAAGGAAAGCAAGAGGGUGAGAAAGGGUGUCAGGGCUACAGUGUAUCAUGCCGGCCUGGGAGGGAGAGGACAGGUCGAGCCCCAGAGAGGUCAGCUUCCCUCUGUGUGGCCUUGGGCAAGUCACUGAAUGUCCUCACCACUCACCCGCUUUCCCUACCGCCCCCCAAAAGCAAAGGUCUGCUGAUAGUGAGUUUGUUCUCCUUGGUGGCUUAGAGGGGACCACUGUCUCCUGAGCAUCAGGUGCUGAGCAGGUGCUGGGUCCUGGAACGAAGACCCUGUUGGCACCCCUUCCUCUCUGACGCGUGGGGUGGUGACGAAGCCAGAGAGCCGGCAAGGCAGCUGUGGUUCAUCGAUUUGUCUGAGAGGCUGUUAGCUUUUGAAAUCAGACAGGAAGGAGGGUUGAGGUGGAGCCGGCACAGGAAGAGGUGAAGAGCCUGGCUGCUGUGACAAACCGGUGGGCUCGGGGACUGCAGGAGCCAGUGGGCUGUGUCCCUUGCUGCCCCGAGCAGGGCUUUACUCCUUCCCCGGACGGAUCCUGAAGGCUCAGGGCCCAGCCAACUGGCCACAGAGAGACCCAGCACAUCCCCACCACUGCCCAGCUGUCCCCACUGGAGCAGGGCUAAGCCUGGGGGCACUGGGAUGGAGCCGCCCCUGGCUCCUUAGUCUUGGCAUCCCAGAGGCAGCAAGACCCAGGAGACCCAUGGAGGAAGGAUGGCCAACCCCCACCCCUUGAGUUCCUAAGGCCCUGCUGGAGGAGCUGCCGUGGGUGGGCCAUGGGCUGGACAUCCUGCCCACUACAGGUUACAAAUGACACCCCGGCACAGAGGGCUCAGGCAGCCUGCCCAGGGUCACACAACCAGUAAGUGGCGGAGCUCACGCUCGAGCUUGGGCCUGGGUUCUUAUCCAUUUGGUCCCCUGCAUCUGAUCAAUGCUUGUGGCAUUAGGAACGAUUCUCAGCAUCCAGGAACAACCAGCCCCUCCAACCUCCUCCUCGAGGUCAGACUGUGGGCCACUAGCUGGGAGAGGAGAAAGGGUGGGUCCCCAAAGGGUGAGUCCCCACACAUCCUUGGAGGCUCCUUACCUGUCCCCGGCCGCUGGGCAGGGAGACAGCAGGCAGCAGGUUCAGGCUUUCUCUUCACAGCUCCUGGCAGCAAUCCUGGACUCCAUGAGGAAGCAGGAGAUGCGGAUGGGUGGGGAGGCUGGCCAGGGCCAUGGUGCUGGCUCCCCGGCAGAGCAGGUGAAAGCCCUCAUGGACCUGCUGUCCGGGAAAGGCUGUCAGGGCUCCCAGGCCCCACAGACCCCUGACAGGACACCCGACUCUCCACGGGGGCCUCAUGGCAAUGACUCGCGGAUACAGAGACACCAAGAGGCCCUUCUGAGCAGGGCAGGAGGCAGCCUGGAGCUGGGUGGCCCCUCACCCAGGCUAACCAACCUCCUGCUAGUGGAAGGCCUGAUGGACUUGCAGCUGAGGGAACACGACUUCACCCAGGUGGAGGCCACACGUGGGGCCUGGCGCUCAGCCAGGACCAUCGCCCUGAACAGGCUCUUCCUGCCUCUGUCGCGGGUGUCCAUCCCUCCCCGCAUCUCCAUCACCAUUGGGGUGGCUGGUGUGGGCAAGACCACCCUGGUGAGGCACUUUGUCUGCCUCUGGGCCCGGGGGCAGAUUGGCAAGGACUUUUCCCUGGUGCUGCCUUUGACGUUCCGGGAUCUCAACACCCAUGAAAAGCUGUCCGCAGACAGACUCAUUCGCUCCAUCUUUCCACACGUCGGGGAGUCUGGCCUGGAAGUGGCAGCCCUGGCCAAAGUGCUCCUUAUCCUGGACGGCCUGGAUGAGUGUAAGACUCCUCUGGACUUCUCCAACACCGUGGCCUGCACGGACCCCAAGAAGGAGAUACAGGUGGACCACCUGAUCACCAACAUCAUCCGGGGCAACCUCUUCCCGGAAGUUUCUGUCUGGGUCACCUCCCGUCCCAGCGCAGCUGGCCAGAUCCCAGGGGGCCUGGUGGACCGGAUGACUGAGAUCCGGGGCUUUAAUGAAGAGGAGAUCAAACUGUGUCUGGAGCAGAUGUUCCCCGAGGACCAGGUCCUCUUGGACUGGGUCCUGAGCCAGGUUCGGGCCCACAGGGCCCUGUACCUGAUGUGCACCGUCCCGGCCUUCUGCCGGCUGGCGGGGUUAGCCCUGGGCCACUUGUGCCGCCACAGGCAGGGGCCCCAGGACACAGAGCUGUGGCCUCCAAGGACCCUGUGUGAGCUCUACUCUUGGUACUUCCGGAUGGCCCUGGGUGGGGAGGGGCAGGAGAAGGGCAAGGUGAGCCCUCGCAUUGAGCAGCUGGCCCACGGUGGCCGCAGGAUGGUGGGGACGCUGGGCCGGCUGGCCUUCCAUGGGCUGGUCAAGAAGAAGUACGUGUUCUAUGAGCCGGACCUGAAGGUGUUUGGUGUGGACCUUGCUCUGCUGCAGAGCACUGUGUGCAGCUACUUCCUGCAGCGGGAGGAGACCCUGGCCUCCUCGGCAGCCUACUGCUUCACCCACUUGUCUCUGCAGGAGUUCCUGGGGGCUGCGUACUACUACAGUGCAUCCAAGAGGGCCAUCUUCGACCUCUUCACGGAGGGUGGUGUGUCCUGGCCUCGGCUGGGCUUCCUCACGCAUUUCAGGAGCGCGGCCCAGCGGGCCAUGCAGGCUGAGGACGGACGGCUGGAUGUGUUCCUUCGCUUCCUCUGCGGCCUCUUGUCUCCAAGGGUCAAUGACCUACUGGCGGGCUCCCUGUUGGCCCCGGGCGAGCAGCAGGGCUCCCGGGUGCAGGUGGCCCAGUUCCUGCAGGGCAGCCUACAGUCCAGCACGGUGGUCUGUGCCCGGGCAGUCAAUGUGCUGCACUGCUUGCACGAGCUGCAGCACACAGAGCUGGCCCGCAGUGUGGAGGAGGCCAUGGAGAGCGGGGGCCUGGCCAGGUUGACCGGCCCCCCGCACCGGGCUGCCCUGGCCUAUCUCCUGCAGGUGUCAGAUGCCUGCGCCCAGGAGGCCAACCUGUCCCUGAGCCUCAGUCAGGGUGUCCUCCAGAGCCUGUUGCCCCAGCUGCUCUACUGCCGGAGCCUGAGGCUGGACACCAACCAGUUCCAGGACCCCGUGAUGGAGCUGCUGGGCAGUGUGCUGAGUGGAAAGGACUGUCACAUUCAGAGAAUCAGCUUGGCUGAGAACCAGAUCAGUAACAAGGGGGCCAAAGCUCUGGCCAGAUCCCUCCUUGUCAACAGAAGUCUGACUUCUCUAGACCUCCGCUGUAACUCUAUUGGGCCUCAAGGGGCCAAGGCGUUGGCAGAUGCUCUGAAGAUUAAUCGCACCCUGGCCUCUCUGAGCCUCCAGAGUAACAGGAUCAGGGACGAUGGUGCCAAAUUCAUGGCUGAGGCUUUGGCAGCCAACCGGACGCUCUCCGUGAUGCACCUGCAGAAGAAUACCAUCGGGCCCAUGGGAGCCCAGCACAUGGCAGAUGCCCUGAAGCAGAACAGGAGUCUGAAGGAGCUCAUGUUCUCCAGUAACAGCAUUGGCGAUGGAGGUGCCAAGGCCCUGGCUGAGGCCCUGAAGGUGAACCAGGGCCUGGAGAGUCUGGACCUGCAGAGCAAUUCCAUCAGUGACACCGGAGUGGCAGCGCUGAUGGGGGCCCUCUGCGCCAACCGAGCCCUCCUCAGCCUCAACCUUCGAGAAAACUCCAUCAGCCCAGAGGGAGCCCAGGAACUGGCUCGAGCUCUCUGCACCAACAGCACCCUGAAGAACCUGGACUUGACAGCCAACCUCCUCCAUGACCAGGGUGCCCAGGCCAUCGCAAUGGCAGUGAGAGAAAACCACACCCUCAUGUCCCUUCACCUGCAGUGGAACUUCAUCCAGGCCGGCGCCGCCAAGGCCCUGGGACAAGCACUACAGUUCAACAAGAGCCUGAUCAGCCUCGAUUUACAGGAGAACGCCAUCGGGGACGAAGGCGCCUGUGCAGUGGCCAGUGCGCUGAAGGCAAACACAGCCCUCACUGCUCUCUAUCUCCAGGUGGCCUCCAUUGGUGCGCCGGGGGCUCAGGCACUGGGGGAGGCCCUGGCUGUGAACAGAACCUUGGAGAUUCUCGAUUUAAGAGGAAACGCCAUUGGGGUGGCUGGAGCCAAAGCCCUGGCAAAUGCUCUGAAGGUCAACUCAAGCCUCCGAAGACUCAAUCUUCAAGAGAAUUCCUUGGGGAUGGAUGGGAUGAUAUGCAUUGCCACCGCACUGUCUGGAAACCAUGGGAUCCAGCAUAUCAAUCUCCAGGGAAAUCACAUUGGGGAAUCAGGUGCCAGAAUGAUCUCGGAAACUAUCAAGACAAAUGCUCCCUCGUGCACUGUUGAAAUGUGAGCAAAGCAAGUUCCUGGUGGACCGGGCAGGAGGAUGGGCAGAGAUGCAGCUGGAAGCCUUCAAACAAAAAGACCGUUUUCCAGGGUGAUUUCCUGUUAUCUGGGAAUGAUGCUGACCCGCACCAGAGCUGGUAAACUGCAGAGGCAGGAAGGGUGCUGCCAAAGGAGGUCAGGAGCACCUCUUCUGGUCCAGGGUCGUCUAGGCAGGGGUGAGAUGGACACUGGUCUGGGACAGAGGAAAGGGUCUUCCACUGAGGGACCCAGGACUUACACCUUAAAGCUCAGCAAGUAAGAAGCUGGCCUGAGUUUAUUCAUACCUUGAGGUCUUCAUGUGCCCCCAACUUUUAAAAAAUUAUUACUACCUUUUCCCACUCAUCUGGUUAAAAGGGAGUGGAAAUGAGCUGCCAUAUUCCAGUGAACUGAGUACCAAUUUGGCAUUGUUGACAGAGAGGAUCUUUCUUUUCUCAAGAAGAAAGUUUUAGGAGUAUGAUCCUUAGAGACAUAUGGAAAAAAUGUGGGAUUUUAAAAAAAGAGAAAUAAAGGCUUUAAUUAUAGAAUUCUGGAGACAGAGAAAAAUAAACUUUCCCAAAGUUUUUGCCAUUUUUUAAAUUCCAUCACAAAACCUCUCACAGGCAUGGAGACAUAUGUUAUUUGGAGUCUGGCACACUAGUUAUCUAUAGCACGUUCAAUAAUGUUAUUCUUAAUAAUAAUGUUAUUAUUAUUGGGCUUCCCAUAAUUAUUAUUACUCGGACGACCUUCCCUCUGAAGGCAAGGCCAGAGCUGAGUUUCAUGUGGCAUAGAUUCCCUCAGAUGUCUGUCUGUGCUGAAAGGAAAAGAUCCCAAAUGGACACCAUAGCUCUCAUCAAUUAAAUAACCAAGGGAAAUGCUUACAAAGAUUAUAAAGUAAUUAUCAUUUUAAAAUUUGGACAGGAAGCACUAUUAUUCCUACUACUUCUUUAAAAAUGAGUAUUCAGGCAAGAAUCAAUGGAUACUAAAACCCUGGAUGAAAGCUAAUUGAGGAAGAAGAUAUUCACAUAGUCUCAAAACAUCACCCACAGUUAUCUAAAAGGUAUCUUACAGAAAUUUUACAAAUGUUGCCUUAACAAAGUGAUUAAACUUAAUGUCACCAAUAAUGGGACAAAUGGACAUCAGGGGCCCUGAUGUGAUGCACUGAGAAGGACAUAUUGCUGAUGUAGUAUUUUUGCCAAAAAGGUUUACCUGAAUCUAAUCACGAAGGAAUAAUCCGACAAAAUCAGAAUUGAGGAGCAUUCUGCAAAAAAAGAAAAAAAUAGCCUGACCUCUUAAAAAAAGUCAAUGUCAUGAAAAAUAAAAAAGACUUGGGACUGUUUUAAAUUGAAGAAGAUUCAAGAGACAUAACAACUUAAGAUCUUUGACUGGAUCCUAAACUGGAGGGGGAAAAGCCAGCCAUAAAGAACAUUAUUUGGAAACUGGGGACAUUUGAACAUGGGUCAUGUGUAGUAUUUAUUGGAUUACUCUUUUAAAAAGAUAUUUUUGCUGGGUAUUGACAGUUUUUUCUUUCAGUACUUUCAAGAUGUUAUAUACUGUUUUUUGGUUUGCACUGUUUCUGGCUGAAUUGAGAACUCAUCAGAACAAGAGUUGCAGUAGCUAAAUGUUGAAGCAAACUGUGCUAUGCAGGAACCUAGUUCUAGAGAAACUUCAGGGGCCGAAGCAGUGGAGAAAGAGAGUGCUCUUCAUGGACUUCAAGAGCAAGCCACACUAUAAUUGGAAGGAAAGCCCUGACUUUCUCCAAAGUCUCUCAAGCACCCUCUACUGGCAACACUUAACAUCUUGCUGGCUGAUAAAGGAGAGAUAUUACAAAAAUUGGCACGGUUACAACAGAGCAGGCCAAAAGGUGAAUUUGGAGCUGAGGCAAUAAAUUGAUACUAGCACA
Myotis myotis is the source of this 6314-nucleotide messenger RNA. It is a transcript of the gene NLRC3, whose product is annotated as NLR family CARD domain containing 3. The transcript has 19 exons. The record is from RefSeq and is a predicted model, not a curated record. Lineage: Eukaryota; Metazoa; Chordata; Mammalia; Chiroptera; Vespertilionidae. Gene Ontology annotation, molecular function: protein binding. Gene Ontology annotation, biological process: negative regulation of canonical NF-kappaB signal transduction. The coding region runs from base 969 to 4403 and encodes 1144 amino acids. Gene Ontology annotation, cellular component: cytosol.